AUGGUAAUCGCAAAGUGUGUGCUUGUCAGUUGCCUGCAAAGGUUUUCACGGCUUGGACAUAUAAGAACCCUGGCUGAAGGUCCUUUGGAUGAAGGAGGGAAUGACCAUUGCUCUUACUUUGUGUGGCUUGAUGAAGAAGAAGUGAAAGGUUGGCCUAAGAUGGCUUUGAUUCAAGCUCGAGAAGAAAUACGAGAGAAGAAGAAACGGAUCAAUGAACUUACGGCCACUGUCAAUGAGCUAUCGGUCACUGUCAAUGAGCUAACGGCCACUGUCAAUGGGUUUUGUAUGGAGUUGGAGCAGCGGAAGGUGAAGAAACCAGCUUCUCUUGAAAUGGUUGUGUAUCGACGAUGCAUAAUUAUGUGA
This is a messenger RNA of Eruca vesicaria subsp. sativa (arugula), 363 nucleotides long. NCBI's taxonomy places the organism in Eukaryota, Viridiplantae, Streptophyta, Magnoliopsida, Brassicales, Brassicaceae. The record is from the annotation of a GenBank genome assembly.